ACUCGUGUACAUUUACAUACUUACAUACUUACAAUAUGGCUCGUCUUGCAGUUUGUGUGUUGGCUAUUAUAGUCUUAGUUAAUGUGUCAACCAUUGAUGCAGCUUCACGUCCAGUGAGAUCACCACAGUUUGGAGGAGGUGGAGUAGGAAUUGGAAUCGGCAUAGGUGCUUUCGGAAGACCCGGCUUUGGCGGCCCAGGCUACGGAGGCCGCGGCUUUGGGGGUCCCGGCUAUGGUGGCCCCGGCUUUGGGGGCCACGGUUUCCACAGACCCGGCUUCGGAGGUCCAGGUUAUGGAUAUGGCAACAAUGGAGGAUUCCCUGGUUCUUUCAGUGCUUCGAAGAGUUCGUCAAUUAGUUUUGGUAAUGGAGGAGGAUCUCAAUCUCAAUCAAGUUCUAACGCUGGUGGAUUUGGAAAAUAAGACUGUGGCUCAAGUGUAUUGAAUGUUUUUUAUAUGUUUUCAAAUAAAAUAUUAUUUUUGUAAGUA
Messenger RNA from Helicoverpa zea (corn earworm), 485 nucleotides. Its product is annotated as keratin, type II cytoskeletal 1-like. The record is from RefSeq and is a predicted model, not a curated record. The transcript has 2 exons. Bases 36 to 419 code for a protein of 127 amino acids. NCBI's taxonomy places the organism in Eukaryota, Metazoa, Arthropoda, Insecta, Lepidoptera, Noctuidae.